AUGGCUUCACCCCCACAAUUUAAAGAUGAAAUAAACCCGCGCCGAGGCCAUAAAGGCUCUGAUAUCAUAGGGCCCCGGAAUCCUAAUCGAGAGCACCAGGAGCCCGAUUUGGUUUCUCCUCCAUCAAUAGAUGCAGGGAAGCUCGCAAAUAUGAAAUGGUCGUUCGCAGAUUCUCAUAUGCGUUUAGAAGAAGGAGGGUGGGCCCGAGAGACUACAGUUAGAGAGCUUCCUACGUCGACCGAGCUAGCCGCUGUAAAUAUGAGACUCGAAGAAGGUGUCUAUCGUGAGUUACACUGGCAAACAGAGGCCGAGUGGGCGUAUGUUUUGGAAGGGUCUUGCCGGAUCACUGUCCUCGACACAGAGGGUGGUUGUUAUAUUGAUGACUUGCAAAAAGGCAAUCUGUGGUAUUUUACAACUGGAUUCCCACACAGCAUUCAAGGAAUUGGGAAAGAGGGCACAGAGUUCUUGCUUAUCUUCGAUGACGGCAACUUUUCUGAGGAUUCGACUUUCCUUCUGACAGACUGGCUUGCCCACUCUGAUAAAAACGUUCUAGCAAAGAAUUUUAAUAUCCCUCGAGGAGUAUUCAAUAACCUUUCCCAGAAGGAGAAAUACAUAUUCCGAGGCACAAUCGCACCGCCUCUAGACGAAGACAGAAAGCAAGUCAACCCCUCUAAGCACCGAUUCACACACCGUAUGCUAGAGCAGGAGCCUAUCAAAUUCGCCGGAGGGGAAGUACGAAUAGCAGACACGAAGAACUUCCCUAUCUCGCAAUCUGUCGCCGCUGCGCACGUACUCAUUAAUCCUCAUGGCCUGCGAACCAUGCAUUGGCACCCGAAUGCCUCUGAAUGGUCAUAUUUUAUUCGAGGAAAGGCGCGAGUAACUAUCUUUGCCUCGAACGGGACGGCCCGCACCUUCAAUUACCAAGCAGGAGAUAUCGGCAUAGUCCCUCGAAACAUGGCGCACUUUGUAGAAAAUAUUGGUGACGAGCCUGUCGAGAUGCUGGAGGUCUUUCGCGCGUCUACAUUUCAGGACUUUUCACUUGAGCAGUGGCUCGCUCAGACUCCACAGACCAUGGUGGUUGAACAUCUUAAUUUAGAUGGAGGUAACGCGAAGAGGUUCCUCGACUCGCUCAGCAAAACGAAGGUUCCUGUCAAGCCUGGGCGACGGAGUUCUUUUUCUCUUUAA
This is a messenger RNA of Pseudogymnoascus verrucosus, 1185 nucleotides long. RefSeq lists its product as uncharacterized. The transcript is spliced from 6 exons. Bases 1 to 1185 code for a protein of 394 amino acids. NCBI's taxonomy places the organism in Eukaryota, Fungi, Ascomycota, Leotiomycetes, Thelebolales, Thelebolaceae. The record is from RefSeq and is a predicted model, not a curated record. Gene Ontology annotation, biological process: oxalate metabolic process.